UACAUAUUGCGAUACCGUACGUCCAUAGAAAUAGCUUAAGACGGCAUUAUUAGCCUAGAUAUACAUUUAUAUGACUUUCUUUUACCUUAGCUUGCGAAGAAUACUAAUAAAAGGGAGCAGGAACCAACGUCUAUGGGCAAGCCGCACGUCGGAAUCAAAUUAGCUAAACACAGGAAGUUUAGCAGAGGUCGCUGUCACUACUUUAACAUGGAGCAAAUUCAUAGAUUGAACGCGUGAGGAUUUGGUGGUUGAAACAGGGCUUUUUCAGUACUUAAAACGGUGUAAACUGGAAACGUGGAUAGACUCCAUAAUAGCGACACUGGUUGAAGAUAAAUACGGCCAGUCAAUUGGAUAUUGUUUAAGGGUGUAACAUGGCAGGAUUGAGCUCAAGAAGCUAGCACUAACUGUGAGGUUUCAGUUAGAUUGCUUCAUUCCCGAUCAUUGCAGCUUUUCUUUGUGUCCUGGUGGGAGUUAUACAUUUUAAAAUAUUCUAAAAUGUCGAGGAUUGGAUGAGUUUUCCCCUUUUCUGCAGCUCUGUGCUUCUACAAAGAUCAGCCAUAGUCUGACUUCACUGGGGGCUGUGCAGACACCUUCAGCAUGCCUCUGUCAGACUUUCUGGACGGCCUGAAGGACAACCCUUACUUUGGGGCAGGGUUUGGACUAGUUGGGGUUGGCACAGCGUUGGCAGUGGCCAGAAAAGGAGCUCAGGUGGGGAUGAUCUUCUUCCGUAGACACUACAUGAUCACUCUGGAGGUCCCCAGCAGAGAUAAGAGCUACCACUGGCUGCUGAGCUGGAUCACCAAACACGCCAGACACACUCAGCAUCUCAGUGUGGAGACAUCCUACCUGGCUCAUGAGAGUGGACGGGUUCACACGCAGUUUGACUUCCAUCCAAGUCCAGGGAACCAUAUCAUAUGGUAUGGGAGGAAGUGGAUCAGGGUGGAAAGGACCAGAGAGAAGCAGAUGGUGGAUCUUCACACCGGGACCCCGUGGGAGUCUGUGACCUUCACUGCUUUGGGCAGAGACAGACAGAUUUUCUUCAACAUAUUACAAGAAGCCAGAGAACUGGCCUUAAAACAGGAAGAGGGGCGGACAGUGAUGUACACAGCCAUGGGGGCGGAGUGGAGGCCUUUUGGCUUUCCACGGAGACGCAGACCCCUCAGCUCUGUGGUUCUGGAGGAGGGCGUUGGUGAGAGGAUUGUUGAUGAUGUGAAGGAAUUCAUCGGAAACCCCAAAUGGUACACAGACAGAGGCAUCCCCUACAGAAGAGGAUAUCUGCUGUACGGCCCUCCUGGGUGUGGAAAAAGCAGCUUUAUCACGGCUCUGGCAGGUGAUCUGGGCUACAGCAUCUGUCUGAUGAGUCUGAGUGACCGAACCCUGUCAGAUGACCGCCUUAAUCACCUGCUGAGUGUGGCUCCUCAGCAGAGUAUUAUUCUACUGGAGGAUGUGGAUGCAGCUUUUGUUAGCAGAGAGCUUCUUCCCACAGAGAACCCUUUGGCCUUCCAGGGAAUGGGGAGACUCACCUUUAGCGGCUUGCUGAAUUCUCUGGAUGGAGUCGCUUCAUCUGAGGCCAGGAUAGUUUUUAUGACCACCAACUUCAUUGACAGGUUAGACGCAGCUCUGAUCCGACCCGGCCGUGUCGAUCUGAAGCAGUACAUCGGACACUGCACGCAGGGACAGCUUGCGCAUAUGUUCCGCCGCUUCUACCCAGAUGAACCCGCCUCAGAAGCAGAGCGCUUUGCAGAGCGAGCGUUGGCCACCCACUCUGAGAUCAGCGCUGCUCAGGUGCAAGGACACUUCUUGAUGCACAAAAUGGACCCUGCAGGAUCAAUAGACAAUGUAGCACAACUAAAAGGAUGACGGGACUGGAGGGAGUUUGGAUGAAUGAAGAGAAAUGUGAGAAAGAAGACUAAAUGUUUUUUACAUUUUCAGAUGAAGUUCUGGUAUAUUCUACUGAUGUGCUUUGAUGCCAAAGACUGUGUGCAGAGUAUGAUUAAUAAUGAAUAAAUGCAAUUCUCUUCAAUGUAUUUGGCUUUUAAAGGACUCUUGAAGAAUUAUCGUGGUCUGUACCUUGAGAUUGAAACCCUCACUGCCACAUUGAAGGUGCUCAGAGAGAAAUCAUAAAGUUUAAAGUUUUUUUUUUUGUCCUUAAAAAUGUUUUGGAAAGCACUGAUGGUUUAAUAUUUAUCUUGUCAGCAGCUAGCAUCCAGCAAAUACUGUUUUUGUCCACACAACAAAAAUCUGCUUAAAAUUGAUUUACAUUUCUAUUAAUAUUCAGACGACGGCUGUGGCAGCACAAACUUAAUGCUUUACUUUCUUAUUCCAAAAACUGCUCAUAAAUGUAAUAAGAAUCCUGAAAAUCAGGUAUCAUUUUCUGGUAAUAACUUUAGCUGUUGGACAGGAAUAAAGGACAACAUUUAGG
Messenger RNA from Cheilinus undulatus (humphead wrasse), 2422 nucleotides. RefSeq names its product mitochondrial chaperone BCS1 (gene bcs1l). The transcript is spliced from 7 exons. Gene Ontology annotation, molecular function: ATP binding; ATP hydrolysis activity. Gene Ontology annotation, cellular component: mitochondrial inner membrane. Bases 598 to 1860 code for a protein of 420 amino acids. The record is from RefSeq and is a predicted model, not a curated record. Gene Ontology annotation, biological process: mitochondrial respiratory chain complex III assembly; protein insertion into mitochondrial inner membrane from matrix. NCBI's taxonomy places the organism in Eukaryota, Metazoa, Chordata, Actinopteri, Labriformes, Labridae.